Molecule: messenger RNA, 243 nt
Organism: Clunio marinus
Lineage: Eukaryota; Metazoa; Arthropoda; Insecta; Diptera; Chironomidae
Source: the annotation of a GenBank genome assembly
AUGAGCCAUGACAAAAUUUACAAACCAUGUAGAGACUUGUUUACUUCUCAUGCACAACUUGCACAACACAUCAGAUUAAAUGUCGGCAUUGCAGUGAAUUUGCAGCUUUAUUUGCAUGUAUUGAAGUUUUUGUAUGGUCUGCUCAUUAACCUUCAAGGUCUCUUCUUUUUAUGGAUAUCGAUUGUCAAUAAUAGUUUCAUGGUUCCAUCUAAUGAAAAAUUAUGCUUUAUGAUUCAUAGGUAG